AAGUGGCGCGUGUGCAGAACGUGCAUCAGGUUUUAUUUGCAAGACGAAGCUGCUCCAAGCAAGAAAAGAGUUUGUUGAUCGAGAGUUUGUUUGUGGCGUCCAUGGCUUAUAUUGCUGAGGCCGACAAUGGCAACUGGUGAUUUGCAGAACAGUAUCAGAAGACUCCAAACUGAGCUAAAAGCCUGUAAAUAUACAGGUGAUACUGACGUACGAGGGCUUAUCUCCGGAAGCCCCUCGGCGUUGCUCCCUCUGCUACACUAUAGCCUGCUAUCUUUUUCCUAUCCGCUCGCUGUCCAUCUCUCUGAUCGCGGCUAUGAUCUGUAUGGCAAAAGUGAUUCACGUUUUGUUGACACGCUGUACAAGCUUCUACGUGAUGAGUUUGAUCACACGCCACGCCUCACCAAGGCGCAGUUGCUCACUGCCGCUGGCUUUGCCGAGCACAAGUCUCUGUUGGUGUGCCGGGUACUAAAGCUAUGCAGGGAACGGCAUGCUCUGCUCACAAAGAAAGGAGGCAGUGUUCUGGUGGCAAGAAAGCCAAAGACUGUCGCAGCACUGGGACGCUCUAGACAGCUGGCUUCAGAGAAUGGCGCUAGAAAGACCGCCAAGUCCUCAGCAACCAGUAAAGGUGCUGAGAAGAACCGUUUACCACUGCAGUCUGUCAUCAAUAGCCAAUCGAACCCCAUUCCACAUGACAAGCAACUAACUGGUGAAACAUGCGAGGAAGAUCUAGUGGAGGGUGCUACCCCAGAACUAGCAUUUGCCAGGCAAUCGAUUCUGCCGCAGGUUGCCGCUCCGUUCCAAGACAGUGCUGCACACAGCUCGCACAAUUCCGGUGUUCUGGCCUCCGCUCACGCCAUUCUCUCUUCUUAUCCUGGUAACUGCUUGUCGACUGAUGAAGCCGACUAUGGUGACCGGGAGGUAGAAGAAGCGCUGCCCACGUUCAAACCUGUCAUGUCAGAAGCUGAACCAAGUUCAAUGUCUGGAUUGCCUGCUGAACACUUGCGAACCAGCCACCGCUUCUCCCAUGAAGACCCUCAGCACCGUCACCCACCACCGGCCAUGCCAUCAAGCUAUGCUCCGCUCAGCCAUCCACUGCCUAAUUCUAGUCGCUACCUUCACAAUGAUGAUGCCUCUGCCUUCCCAACGAGAACUCCAGCCACCUUCCCGGUGACUUCUCAUCUCCGACAGAGCAAGGCUAAGUCAACACCGUUGAGUGACUGUGACGAUGCCCCAGUACCUGAAACAUCCGCCCCGUUACCAUCGGUCAGUGUGGUGCGAUCGCGAUUUUCCCCGCCGCGGCAGCACCAAUCAUCGCGCAUCUCUUCACUGCAUCGUGCCUCGGAACCUGCCAGAUCAGAUGAUCGACCGACCAUCUCUCAUGCCGCUCCACUUCCACCACUGCACCACACACAGCUUGGCGCUGUCAGCAAAUCAGGAGUCACUGCUCACCCCAACAGAGAAGAUCCUGGAGAGUUGUACAGCAAACCUGCAUCCGGGAUGAGUAGCAAUCGGGCGUUGCUACAGGAACAUCAUGCCCACGCACCCCAGGCUCAUGCAUAUCCCAGCAGCUCAUCGGCAGCAGGAACUCACUAUCCUCCAAAUACUAUGCAUGAGCCACAACAGCAAGCUGCCCAGUCAAUGCCAAUGCAGGCAGAGUAUCGCCAUACCCAACAGAGUGUUCUCAGCAAUGCAGUACAGCAUCCUGCAUCUGCUGCAUACCAACCAACAGCCACAGCAGUCCGGUCACGGGAGGGCAUUCUGGCAAGUGCGUCGUCCAUCCAGACAUCUUCCGCCUCCACUCUGCAGUCAGCUGGAUCUGCACUCUCACUUGCUGACUCUGGUUCAGCAAGCCACCCUGCUAGCAAUCAGCAAGCACCGCCAGAGCUGAAUCAGGUGAUGUUACAGAUGAAUGCAAUGAGCGCUCAGAUCGGCUUUGUCAGCACGCAGCUCAGUCAGCUGCUCCUGGCAGAUCACAGUCGACCACCGGCAGUGGCUGCACGUCCUAUGCAGAUUGCCGCGUCGGAGAGCGUCCUCCCCGGUACUGCACUCGCCCAAAGCAGCACCAGCAGCAGCACGGCGGUGGUAGUGCCAGCGGCAGGAGCGGGAAACGUCGGCCAUGCACUCGAGACCAUUGAGGCUCGCCUGGUGCUGAUGGAAACGCGAAUGCACCGCCUGGAGCAGACGCCAACAACAACGCCUAACGUAGCUGCUGCCAUUGCACCUGUAACGACAGCAGCAGCAACAGCAGGCAUGGCAGAUAGGUCAAUAGAGUGGCACACAUCGGCGACGGCAACCGAAGCUGCUAGGUUGCCUGGUCGCCAACCGCUGAGCUCGGCUAGUUCGGUCAUGCCGCAAAGACCGCAGGACAUCUCAAUUAGCCAGUCGACAAUUGCCAGGUCCAUUACGGUUCAGCAGUCACCAUUCCCGCAGCAUCGCUCACAGCAAGCACAGCUGAACCAAUCGACAACAGUGUCCACCGUCGACAUAUCCUACGUGUUCAGUGAUCCGUCCACGCAGGCCUUUGUUUCCGGCCUCAAAAAUCGGGUGAAGGAGACACGCCGUGUCCUCACCAACAUGUCACCAGACGAUGACGCAGAAUCUGUCAGCAGCAGCCUCCAGCAACAGUUCUUGCUUGCUGCUACUUCAACGGGCGCACCGAGCGUCACCUCCAUGCAGUAAAGAUUAGAGAAGCCCACAACAUGCCCUCUGCACCCUCCACAUUGUUCACUCUUCUCUCUGGACUUAUUUUCUUUCUUAUCUCUCAUCCAUAUUACUCUGUGCUGUGCACUACUAGUAUCUAUAGACUACGAUGAGUUAAAAUUAUUACAACCAUCAUCCUACGCAGGUAGCACCCCGUUUAAAGCAUUUAUUUUAAUUGUUGUAUUGUUUAUUUUCUCUCUCCGUGUCCCUCUAGUUUUUAGAUCGCCCUCCUAGAUCCUGUUGUAUAAGAACGGAGUAGUUCAGUGUCAAUGUACUAUGCUAUCUCUCUUAUAUACCAAGAGCAGUCAAUUUUGGCUCUAGGAUCAACUUCGCUCAGCAUAUCCCUGGGUGAUUUCAUCCCGUGCGCCGUCACGUGACUUGCUAUUGGCGUAUGCCUCUGAUUGCAAUAACAAGGUACGACAAGCUGCAA
Molecule: messenger RNA, 3130 nt
Organism: Sycon ciliatum
Lineage: Eukaryota; Metazoa; Porifera; Calcarea; Leucosolenida; Sycettidae
Exons: 12
Coding region: 127-2679 (850 amino acids)
Cellular component (GO): centrosome; spindle pole
Source: RefSeq, a predicted model, not a curated record